AUGUACCAAGAAACUCAGCAGCUUUAUCAGUUGUGGAGACUUGCCAUCCAAGAAAGAGACGAAGCAAGAGAGCAACUGAUGCAUUCACUCGCCGAACUCUCUCAGUUACGGGAACUCCUCAACACUGUACUGUUAUCUAAAGAAAAAAUACGCAGUUACUACCUAGAACCCGCAGAUGAAUCUACCGGUCAUCAAAAUUAUAGUUACGAUCUUUUUCCCGGCGAAUCUCCGUCGAACUUUAGUGUGAAUUCAUGUCCGUUGGAUCUCAGCGUUCUGUCGAAUCAGAUGUGUUUUGUGGUUGAGAAUAUGAGAGAUUACGAAACCGUUGUGCUGGAGAUGAUCGGAGGAGUGCUGCCGGAAAACGGUAAGUUUUUGCAAGCUGUUAGUGAAGCUGGAUCGUUGGUUGAGUCAUUGUUCGUAGCCGGUCCGGUUCCGAAAUGGAUAAAUCCUCCGGUUCUAAGUAAUCAUAUCACUGGAAAUUGGAAUUACGGUGGUUUGGAGUUUGGUUCGGGUUUCCAAAACCGGUGUCACGCUUCAGUUUGA
Molecule: messenger RNA, 543 nt
Organism: Brassica napus (rape)
Lineage: Eukaryota; Viridiplantae; Streptophyta; Magnoliopsida; Brassicales; Brassicaceae
Exons: 1
Coding region: 1-543 (180 amino acids)
Source: RefSeq, a predicted model, not a curated record